Messenger RNA from Erythranthe guttata (spotted monkey flower), 1719 nucleotides. The record is from RefSeq and is a predicted model, not a curated record. NCBI's taxonomy places the organism in Eukaryota, Viridiplantae, Streptophyta, Magnoliopsida, Lamiales, Phrymaceae.
AUGGUGGGGUCAGCCUCUUGGCAGGUGGAAGAAACACGCGCCGCCGUCAAUCUCGCCGCCGUUCUCAAGGUCAACUACGCCGCCGAGAAUCCGGACAUUCACACCGCCGCCGUCGCCGGAAGUUUCCAGAGCACGUCCUCCUCCUCUGCAAACGAUCCGGGCUAUUUCGACCCGAUUCUGCUUUUCGAUUUUCCGGUUUCUCGCGACUACAAUUACUCAUUGGUCCCGUUUUCGACCGAUUCCGAAUUCCCCAAGAACCAAUCCCUCGAUUUGCAGAAGGUGUCGUUUUGCUCCGUACUCUCUUCGAGGAUCAAAUCAGAGCUGGCCUACGAUGCAGUCGACGAAUGCAGAGAGUCUCGCCGCCGUUGUUCUCCUCUCGCCGGAUCUUCUUCGCCCCGUUUUUUAUCGCUGAGGUCGAUCCAGUGUCUCGGAGGUGAAAUGAAGCUAAGAUUCAUUGCAAAUUUCCAUAAUCAAACUUAUGGAUACGAUCAAGAUUUCAGCCGCGAUUCGACUUUUGUCGGAGAAGCAUCGUGGGACGAAACAAACAACCAUUUAUCAGGCGUUCUAUGUCGAUUGUUAAACCCGAUCGAAAAUCCGAGCAAUGUUGUGGGGGAUUGUACGACAAGGUUCGUUCUACGGUACCCUUCGAUCUGGAGUAUACGAAGUGAUGCCAAAGUUAACGGACGAUUAUGGAGCACAAAACCCGUAAACGAUUCUUCGUACUUCCGGAAGAUCGAUCUGAAAAGCCCCGAUGAGAUUGAUGCGGUGGCACUUCCAGGCAUGAAAUACGAUUACACCGAAUCGGAGAGAGUGAGAAAUUUGUGCCCGAUGGCGGUAAAGAAGCUUCCGAAUAAUGGUAGUAUAUAUCCCGACGGACAUUCGUACGAUAUGAGAUUCGAUCUCUCUCUCAAAAACUCGAAUGGUGAGCAAAUAGGGUGGGGCUACGCCACUCCUAUUUCCGUCGGAAUCGAUUUGUUCGAAAGAAGCAGCAGCAUGUUAGUUGCGGUGGACGCAUUCGCACCGGAGUCCGCCCCUCGGUUCGCGGAUGUCGAAGAGGGCGCCGCCGUUGUUGCCGCCGAUAGUUCGCCUUUGAAUAUGAGCUACACCGUAAGCAUCAACUAUUUCCUUACGUCAAACUCGACGAACCCUCAGGAUCGUAUGUAUCUAACGGCCGAGGGAGUCUACGAUCCGAAAACGGGAUACCUCUGCAUGGUGGGGUGUAGAAAGAUCCACAACUAUUCAACUUCUGUAAACGACUGCGAACUUCUCGUGAAAUUCGAGUUCGCGCCCACGAACGAAAAAAACCAAGGCGGUUUCACCAAGGGAACAAUCUCGAGCACGCGGCCGAAAUCGGAUCCUCUCUAUUUCAAGGAGUUGACUUUUUCGUCGACUUCUUACUACACGGAACAAGCCGUAGAAACCAUAUCAAGAAUGGACUUGGAGAUCGCCCUGGUCUUGAUAUCCAACACGCUCUCGUGCGUAUUCGUGGCCGUACAAAUUUUCCACGGGAGGCGGAAUCCCGAGGUACAAUCUUGCAUCUCGAUCGCGAUGCUCGUCGUACUUUCUCUAGGGCACAUGGUCCCGCUUGUCCUAAACUUUGAGGCCGUUUUCUUGGGGAGCCACGCGAAGCAAACGUUUCUAGUGAGUAGUGGGAAAUGGCUCGAAGCUAACGAGGUAGCCAUACGGGUCGUCACCAUGAAACCGACGACACCCGGAUAG